AAAACACACACACUCACACUCUCCCUCUUACCUUACCACUUUCCUUCUACCAUGUUUGCCUAUAUAUACAACACAACUUACACUUCACUCUGUUAAAAAGUAACUCUCCAAUUCCUAUUUUCUCAUUCAAAAACCUAUUUCCACUCUCUCCAACAUUUCGAUAUGUUUUAUACUAGUGACCCCAUUUUAUCAUCAGCUUCAUCUUCCUACAACACCUCAUCACCGGAUUGGGAGAUGCGGUUAGCAGCAAGUUGCCCGAAGAAGCGAGCAGGAAGAAAGAUAUUCAAGGAAACUCGCCACCCAGUGUAUAGGGGAGUGAGGAAGAGAAACUUAGAUAAAUGGGUGUGCGAAAUGAGAGAGCCCAACAAGAAGACUAGAAUUUGGCUAGGAACUUUUCCAACUGCCGAGAUGGCAGCCCGAGCCCACGAUGUUACUGCGAUGGCACUGAGAGGCCGCUAUGCCUGUCUCAACUUUGCAGACUCGGUGUGGCGACUCCCUAUUCCUACAACCUCUGAUACAAAAGAUAUACAAAAAGCGGCUACAGAAGCUGCCGAGGCUUUCAGACCAGACAAAACUUUAUUGAUUAAGAACUUUGACAUUGUUGUACCGAUCAUCAUUAUACCAGACUUUGACAUCGUUGUACCAGUCAUCAUUGUACCGGACUUUGACAUCGUUGUACCGGUUAUCAUUGUACCGGUCAUCGCGACAGAGAAGUUGAAUAUGUUUUGUAUAGAAGAGGAAGAAGAAGAAGGAGUGAUGAACAUGCCAGAUAUGUGGAGGAAUAUGGCUCUAAUGUCCCCUACACAUAGUUUUGGGGAUCAUGAGUAUGAACAUAUUGAUGUACAAGAUUUUCAAGAUGAUGAUGAGGAUUUUAAAAAACCCGUUACAAUGAUUUGGGCUGUGACUGCAAUUGGAGUUCAUUCGUCGCAUUUUGCUAUAAUAUCAAGGAUCAUGAUCGUUACUAUGUUUUCUAUUUGGUAAGGAUCAUUUAUGAGUUAUGAGUGAAACUUGAAUGGUCACUCUGAAUUUUCUACAUAACCAGAAGCUAGUGAUUAGUAAACUCAGCAAUUUCCUCAUCAUUUUGAUUUGGAAGGAAAUAAAAAGAAACAAAAAAAUUAAGCUUUUUAGUAAUCAACGUAUAUAUUGAAAUCUAUUACUAAUAUAUACUCAUAUCAAUAAAGAGAAGGAAAAACCCAAUUGAUUUUUAAAUGUGUGUGGCUGCAAGAGAGGAACCCAAUUGUGUUUGUAACUUUGUACAUAUUAAACCAUGUAUAUCGCUUUCUAGCUUAAUUAAGUAAUGAAAAACAACAAGGAAGGUAACUAGUCAACUCUACUUUAUAUAAUUAAUAUGAAAAAUUGGAGUUAGUUUGUUAUUCCUCACACCUACUAUAAGGUAGUAUUAGUCGAGAAAACAUAUAGAUUACACAAGAGAUAAAGAUGUGAGAAAGAAUUAAUGUGAAAAUUUAUUUUAAAUAUAAUGAAUUUAAAAUGGCUUUUGUUAUUUAAAAAGAAAAGAAAAAUAAGUGGGUCUGACUUCUUCUCUUUGCUUAGUUGAAUAUAAAGUAACUGAAUGACAUGCUAAUAUAUGCUAAAUUGGGCUCUUCUUUUGGUUUUCUUAUAGGAUUUUCCUCUCUAGCAGUUUUUUUAAUUUUUUUAAUUGAAUGAUCUCUUAUAAUUCUUAAAUGGACUUUCCA
Molecule: messenger RNA, 1694 nt
Organism: Vicia villosa (hairy vetch)
Lineage: Eukaryota; Viridiplantae; Streptophyta; Magnoliopsida; Fabales; Fabaceae
Product: dehydration-responsive element-binding protein 1A-like
Exons: 2
Coding region: 163-981 (272 amino acids)
Biological process (GO): regulation of DNA-templated transcription
Molecular function (GO): DNA binding; DNA-binding transcription factor activity
Source: RefSeq, a predicted model, not a curated record